AUGCGUGCGUGCGUACGUCAGUCAAUCCAAUCAAUCAUUUGUUUAUUGAUUCGUUUGUCGGUCGACAGAAUAAAUCUAAUUUUUGCAAAUUAUGUGUUAAUUGUUGGUCUGUAGCAUUUUUAAUUCUGUUACAUCAAAGUAUACAUUUAUCAAUUAAAAAACCUACUUGAAAAAUUGUUCUUACUAAAACAAUGGCCUCGCAUCUAAGCACCAAAGAUCGUUUACUUUCUCUCAUCGAUGACAUAGAGCUAAUAGCAAAAGAAAUUAUAGAAGUAUCUAUUGCACCCAAAUCACAAAAACUAUCAGCUGCCGACCAUGCACAGUUGACAGAUUUGUUGCUAGCAAAAGACGUGGAACUUAAGAAAACAUUAGAACUUGCUGAAGAACAAGCUAAGAUUCAACAGAAGAUGAAUGAACUUAAAGCUGAAGUCGAUAACAAGGACCAAGACAUUCAUCAUUUACAAAGGCAGUUGAAAGAUGCAGAACAAAUACUUGCAACAUCUUUGUAUCAAGCUAGGCAGAAACUCGCAUCUAUUGUGAAAUCCAGAAAGAGACCAGUUUCUUCAGAAGAGUUAAUUAAAUUUGCUCACAGAAUAAGUGCUUCAAAUGCUGUCAGUGCACCUCUGUCAUGGCAGCCCGGUGAUCCUCGACGACCAUACCCAACUGAUCUCGAAAUGCGACUAGGGAUGAUAGGCCGUCUUAGUGACCUGCCUGUUAACAAUGGACACACUCCAUCCACACUCAACGAACUACAUCGAAUCACAACAGGCGGAGUGCCAGCACCAUCAACCAACCAGUUCACGUGGCAUCCAUCAGGAGAAUUACACAUGUCUGUGGGUGGAGGUAACUCCGUAGCCAUCGACGGUCGCGGCAAGGAUGCGCACACCCAAGAAGACGUCGAAGUCAUGUCUACAGACUCCAGUUCGAGCUCGAGUAGCGAUUCUCAAUGAAUAAGGACUAGUUUUUUAAAGUGUUAACAAUAGACGAUUUCAUUCAGAUCAGAACCGUUGUUAAGUGAGAAAGUGUAAUAUUGGGCAGCCAUAGUGUAAACAAAAGUUAUAAGUUAAAAAACUUGCAUUUAACUAUUUGUAUGUGUACAUUCAAUUUCACAUUAUUAUGAUAACAGUCAAAUAUAUUAUGUAUUCAGCCAGCACAAACCGUUGGGUAUUACAAAAAGUAGGUAGGUAAACUGAAAAAAA
Molecule: messenger RNA, 1199 nt
Organism: Chilo suppressalis (striped riceborer)
Lineage: Eukaryota; Metazoa; Arthropoda; Insecta; Lepidoptera; Crambidae
Source: the annotation of a GenBank genome assembly